This is a messenger RNA of Anastrepha ludens (Mexican fruit fly), 2006 nucleotides long. It is a transcript of the gene CkIIalpha, whose product is annotated as casein kinase II subunit alpha. Gene Ontology annotation, molecular function: protein serine/threonine kinase activity; ATP binding. Gene Ontology annotation, biological process: protein phosphorylation. The transcript is spliced from 4 exons. Lineage: Eukaryota; Metazoa; Arthropoda; Insecta; Diptera; Tephritidae. Gene Ontology annotation, cellular component: nucleus; cytosol; protein kinase CK2 complex. The record is from RefSeq and is a predicted model, not a curated record. Bases 592 to 1755 code for a protein of 387 amino acids.
ACGUUGCUAAAUUACGUAUUAAUAUUCUAUUUUUCCUUUAUUACAUGUGGUAACACCAUAUAGUUUUCAAAUUUGAUAAUUUAGUAAAAAAGAAAUAGUGUCUAAUACAUUUUGUGCUCAUACGCAACUUUCAGGUUGAAGUUAUAAUUCCAAGUGUGUAGCAGGCAAAUCUGAAUAUAUUGACGGAAAAGUCGGAGUUGCGUUACUUUAUUAUUUUUGGUGUCUCUUUAAAGUUGUAAAAGGAAGUGGCACGUUUUAUAUCGUUUUGCGAAAUAUUGUUAUCGACAAAUUUUCGUCAUAUUGUAACUUGUGCAAGUAUUUAAUUUUGUACGGAUGUGAUUACGUUGCUGAAAGGCGUCAAAUCAGUGGUUUUGUGUUGUGGAAAUCCCAAAGCUCUGCUUAUUGUAAUAACAAAUCAAAAGCAAAGGCUGUAUUUGGGAAAUUAUACUAUCAAUAUUCAGCGAAUGGCGAACGAUCGCUAUUAAUUACGUCUGUGAGAGACCGCUUGCAAAGAUCUUUCGUGCCAGCGCUUAUCGGAGGAGGGUAAAGCGAGCGAUCGCAAUCGAAUUUUUCUGCACUUUGUUAUAUACUAUGAUUAGGGGCUUAGGACGAAAAUCUCCUUGUUUUUGGAAACACUUAACUUCUGAUUAUUUCGUAGGUAUUAUUAAAGAAAAACAUUAUAAAUCACGCAUCGGCUAUAAUCAAAUCACAAAAAUUCGAAAAAGACUUCUCUGUACUUCAAAAAUGACCCUACCAAGCGCUGCCCGAGUCUAUACAGAUGUGAACGCACACAAGCCAGACGAGUAUUGGGAUUAUGAGAAUUAUGUAGUAGAUUGGGCUAACCAAGAUGACUAUCAGCUCGUUCGAAAGUUGGGUCGCGGCAAAUAUUCAGAAGUAUUUGAAGCUAUAAAUAUUACAUCUACGGAAAAGUGUGUGGUUAAAAUCCUGAAACCAGUGAAGAAGAAGAAAAUUAAGCGUGAAAUAAAAAUUUUGGAAAAUUUGCGUGGUGGCACUAACAUUAUAACGUUACUGGCGGUUGUGAAAGACCCAGUUUCACGUACACCGGCUUUGAUUUUCGAACACGUAAACAACACUGAUUUUAAGCAAUUAUAUCAAACGCUAACGGAUUAUGAGAUUCGCUAUUAUUUGUUUGAACUGUUAAAGGCUCUAGACUAUUGCCAUAGUAUGGGUAUUAUGCAUCGCGAUGUAAAACCUCAUAACGUUAUGAUUGACCACGAAAAUCGCAAAUUGCGAUUGAUCGAUUGGGGUUUAGCAGAAUUUUAUCACCCAGGUCAAGAGUACAACGUACGCGUAGCCUCGCGCUAUUUUAAAGGCCCGGAGUUGCUUGUUGACUACCAAAUGUAUGAUUAUUCGUUAGAUAUGUGGUCUUUGGGCUGUAUGUUAGCCUCUAUGAUUUUUCGUAAAGAGCCAUUUUUUCACGGACACGAUAACUAUGACCAACUAGUGCGUAUCGCCAAGGUGCUGGGCACUGAAGAACUAUAUGCCUAUCUAGAUAAAUACAAUAUUGAGUUGGACCCUCGGUUCCACGAUAUUUUACAGCGACACUCACGUAAGAGGUGGGAAAGAUUUGUUCACUCGGAUAAUCAACAUCUUGUUUCACCAGAGGCCCUUGAUUUUCUUGACAAGCUCUUGCGUUAUGAUCACGUUGAACGUUUGACUGCACGUGAGGCAAUGGGGCAUCCAUACUUUUUACCAAUUGUUAACGGUCAAAUCAAAGCUAGCAAUCAACAAUAGAAUUAAGUACCAUAACAGAGCAUAAUGUUUGGAAAGCUAUAUUCAAAGGUCGGAAUGAAAAGUAAAAAGUACUCUCCCGGAAGCCAACCUAAUACUAUGAAGAAUAUGGGAGCGCGAAUUGUCUUCAAAAAUAAUGAGGAAACUAAUAAAUUUUAAUGAAAUAUGGAAUUAUACAUAAUCUAUUUAAUACAAUAACAGAAUAGAAUAAAAUAUAUAAAAACAGAAAAUAUAAUGUACUGAUUUCAAAUCAA